UUUCGAGCAGGAUCAAUUGCAAUCGGGGUUUUUCGACCAGAGUCAAAUGCAAUCGGGGUUUCUCCAGCAGGACCAAAUGCAAUCGGGGCUUUACCAGCGGAGUACAACUGGGACAGCUGAGACCGCGACAAGUGACAGCACCUUCGCCUUCGUUAUCUGUGCUGUGUGUCUGCUCCUACUGAUAGGGAGCCUUGUGAUCUACCUCGUAUUUUUGACCACCGGGACAUCCGACACUGGCGACGUCCCUGACAGAAGUGGAGGAGGAGCGAGAGGAGGAGGAAGUGGAAGUAGCAGCAGCAGUAAACCUGGAGAUGCCGAAGAGGGGACAGAGGUCAUUGUUGUUGAGGACAUAUACCCAACGGAACCGACGACGACGACGACGACUACGACGACAACUACAACGACGACGACGACUACGACGACUACGACUACAACGACUACGACUACAACGACAACAACUACGACGACAACAACUACGACGACAACAACUACGACGACAACAACUACGACGACAACAACUACGACGACAACGACUACGACGACAACGACUACGACGACAACGACUACGACGACAACGACUACGACGACAACAACUACGACGACUACGACAACGACUACAACAACGACCCCGCAUCCGAACUUCAAACCUUUGCUGUGCACCGUGGGGUCACAGGCGACCCACAAGAAAUACUACCCAGAUAAAGAUCUCUGUGACAUCCUCUUCUUCACCCACAUCUACUGGAACGAGGAAAAAUCGAAGUGGGGUCCUUCGUAUGCCCCAUAUGGUCAGGUGGCAUACGAUACUUUUUUGCGCCACGUAAAGACACGAGAACACAGUGGUGUCUCGUUCGAUUUCAGGCAUCUGCAAUCAAUAACCACGAAGAUCACGAGUAAUCUGGAAGAGUUGUACCAAAACAAGAUCAGGCACUUCGGCGUCCUGAACGUACUGAUCAAGGCCGAUCAAGAUUCGGCUCUUGAUCCUGUUACAACUUUGUUUUCGAAGAUACAGACUUAUUUGAAGCAAACUCACUCCUAUGGGGAUACAGGCCGUGGUGCAAACCCAAUGUACCUGGUAGCGGCUUUCAAGAUGAUGAACUUUGCCUCAGACAGAAGAGAAUUUGCCAGCACAAUCAAGAAGUUUGCUCAAAAGUCGAUAGCCAACUACAUCGUCGUGAACACUGCAAUCAACACAUGGCAUGGUGGCUGCAAGAGCUUCCCGCCAACGAUGUGGUCAGACGCCCAACAGACUUACCAGCCAGCGUUUGACACCGCAAUUAGCGACAUACUUUCGACAGCACAUGAGUGGGAUAAGGACAAGACAGCGCUCUUGGCUUUCUCUCUCGGCGUGUCCGCCUAUUACUUUGAAAGUAACCGCCAAGCGACAUCGCCCAUCUUUGAAGAUUGCGCGUCUUUUGGGAUGGUAUCCUACAAGCAGGUGUGCGACCCAGAAAUAAAAGGGAAAACACCAACGACUCCUCGGGGCUGCAAAUGCCAUGCCUACGGAUCUGAGAAAUACAUGUACGUUUGGGACACGUUGGACGACAUAAACGAGAAGAUGAAUCUAGCGAUUGACACCUACAAGAGACCGCACUUCGGAUUCAUCUUCUUCGACGCAGAGUUGUCAGACACGACGGCUAGUCCAUGCAUCACGGGUCGCGGAACAUUUCCUCGCCUUCGUGCUGCCAGGACGAGGAUGAACGCAUAUCGCCAGGAAAAUGAUUCACUCGAAAGGGAUCGUUGACGGGACUGCAUUCUGCUUUAUUAAAAUGCUGUAUAGGAUCCGCAA
Ornithodoros turicata is the source of this 1786-nucleotide messenger RNA. RefSeq lists its product as uncharacterized. Lineage: Eukaryota; Metazoa; Arthropoda; Arachnida; Ixodida; Argasidae. The transcript has 14 exons. Bases 47 to 1741 code for a protein of 564 amino acids. The record is from RefSeq and is a predicted model, not a curated record.